AUGCCGUACGUUGCUUCUCAAUUUGGACACGAUCACAAUGCAUUAGUAAUAUUCAUCAACACUAUGUCAACACUACCAUACGUCAUUUGCAUGAGCUUGAUAUCGUCGAAAUUGGUUGCGUCUUUAGAAGGCCACCCGCGGAACUUUCCACCAUCGCCAAUCGGGCGUAGCUCUGAACACUUUCCCUUCUUCCCUCCUUCCCUUUCCGUUUUCCUCACAACGGCGUCCUUCGCAAGUGCUCGUCCUCUAACGGAGGCUGAACCACAUUCCCAUCGCUAUCUCUCACGUGGAACACAUUCCAGUCAAACCAACCCCGUGGAGGUGACUCCGGCUUUUCGAGCAAGGCGGCGACAGUGCGUCCCCCUCUCGGGCCCGUCGUCGCUCCCUGCUAUCCUCCGACCUCCCGCUGUCCGCCUCGCCAACCCUGUCAACCACGUACCUCGAAUCACCCCAAUCGCUAUCCCGCCUGCGAACGUCUCGGACGAGAAUCUUGCGUUCGCGCCCCAGUCUCCUCUCCUCAGCGUCCCCGAACAACGGCGCAGUCGCUUGACUUCGUCCCCCACAUCCCCAACCAGUCUCGUCGUUGAACGCAGUCAGGGGGAAACCGACAGUGAAUGCACAAGUAUCGGGUUACCCCCACGUCACAGACGCAGUCAACAUAUAUCACCUACCGAGAUGGCUGCGGCGUUCGCUGGCAGUGCGGCGCGGGAUGUCGAGAACCUGCGUCCACCAGAGGCUGUUCAUUUGACGCAAGAUGGAACUCGUCGCGAUGAUGGCCGGCCCCGCCAUAUGCAGUCCCAAACUUCCCUUCGAUCACAAUCCCAAAUCGCCUCCAUCCCCUCCAAUACAGGCCAGGCCCCUCCUGAGAUCGCCGAAGAGUUGGCCUGGGGCCCCGCCCAUCCUUGCUAUCCUCAUUUCAACCCUCAUGUCCCCAUUGGCUCCCAAGAAUACCUCACAACGCGCGUUAUUCGCGUUCGGCGCGACUGGAUGAUCAAGGGCGAUCUGGCUCCAACUUUCUCCAACCUUUACCCCGAGAUAUUGGACCCGUUACUAUCAGAGCAGGAGUUCCGCAAGGUCAUUGCUGCGGUCAACGACGGCGUGGUCAAGGCAUUCGACCCGUAUAGCCUAAGGAACUGGUUCGAUGGGGCAAUCGGUCUCCUAACCGGCUGGGUCUGGGAUGACUUGAACGCGCCUAGCAUAAAGCGGCAAUUACAACACGUCGAAGACUGGUUGGAAAAAUGGAACCGUGAAGUGGGUUCCAAGGAUGGCGUUCACAUAUGGAGUCUACGACGGACGGCGUAUAUGUCCAUCGACAUCCAGAUCCCUGACCCCAAGGUCGGCAUUGUGCCCAGUGAGGGCGGUCCCUCCUUACCAAAUACCAGGCCCAGCACCGGCAUGGGCAACUAA
Molecule: messenger RNA, 1407 nt
Organism: Penicillium atrosanguineum
Lineage: Eukaryota; Fungi; Ascomycota; Eurotiomycetes; Eurotiales; Aspergillaceae
Product: ERF4 family protein
Exons: 2
Coding region: 1-1407 (468 amino acids)
Biological process (GO): protein targeting to membrane; peptidyl-L-cysteine S-palmitoylation
Cellular component (GO): endoplasmic reticulum palmitoyltransferase complex; extrinsic component of endoplasmic reticulum membrane
Source: RefSeq, a predicted model, not a curated record